Molecule: messenger RNA, 2041 nt
Organism: Gallus gallus (chicken)
Lineage: Eukaryota; Metazoa; Chordata; Aves; Galliformes; Phasianidae
Gene: NSG1
Product: neuronal vesicle trafficking associated 1
Exons: 5
Coding region: 316-873 (185 amino acids)
Biological process (GO): clathrin coat assembly; endosomal transport; G protein-coupled dopamine receptor signaling pathway
Cellular component (GO): endosome; membrane
Molecular function (GO): clathrin light chain binding
Source: RefSeq, marked provisional
AGGGGAGGGGCGCGGAGGGCGGUGCAGUGCCGUCCUCCCGCCGCCCGCUCCACCUGCUGCCGCUGCGCCAGUAGCCGGCUGGGUGAAGCGCCUGCCCGCCCGCCCCAUCCCCGCGGGGUCCCUUUGUGCUGCUCCAGAGCUGCCCUGAGCCACGCGGCGGCUGCGUCACGGCGCUGAGUCUUUCUGCCCGCCGAGGGACAGCCGCCGCCUCGCCGCCCGCUCCGCCAUUGCUGCGCGGGCCGCGGCGGAACGACGCCUCGCCGCCCCCCGAGGAAGGGCCGGGAGCCGCGGCGAAAACCCCUCAUUCCUGGAAGAAUGGUGAAACUGGGGAAUAAUUUCAGCGAGAAGAGCACAAAGCAGCCCCUUCUGGAGGAUGGCUUCGACACCAUCCCCCUGAUCACACCCCUGGACGUCAAUCAGCUCCAGUUCCCGCCUCCUGACAAGGUUGUGGUCAAAACGAAAACAGAGUAUGAACCUGAUCGCAAGAAAGGAAAAUUCCGUACUCCAAAAAUAGCUGAAUUCACAAUCAGCAUCACCGAAGGGGUUUCAGAAAGAUUUAAGGUAACUGUGCUGGUCCUUUUCGCCCUUGCGUUCUUAACAUGUGUUGUAUUUCUGGUAGUCUACAAGGUUUACAAGUACGAUCAUACCUGUCCAGAAGGAUUUGUUUUCAAGAAUAAUCAAUGCAUUCCAGCUGGGUUGGAAAACUACUACUCUGAACAAGACUCCAAUGCUCGAGGGAAAUUUUACACAGUCAUAAACCACUACAAUCUGGCCAAGCAAACCAUCACGCGCUCAGUGUCCCCGUGGAUGACAGUACUGUCAGAAGAGAAACUGUCUGAGCAGGAGACUGAAGCCGCUGAGAAAUCAGCUUAGUGUGAUAAGCUAAUUAUUAACACUAUGUCAUUUGAAGGUAACUAAGGGACUUUAAGAAACUUUUCAUUAAAUAUAAUUAUGGAUAAUUUAGAGGUUACUCAUGUUUAUGGUGCAAUUGCUUCUGUUUGCUGAUACUGCUUUGCAAAAACAAAAAAACAUGCUGCAGAACAUUCAUGGGCAUAAAACAAGAUGCGUAUCAGCAUUGCUUUAGAGCUUUGACACCAUUUUCAAUGUUUAAAGAAAAAAACAACAGAUAUGUUCUUGCAGUUUAUUGGAUACUGACAGAUUUCUUCUCUGGAUUUUCAGGGCUUAGACCUUAAAGCGUGUUCUGUUGUCUGAACUGAUAUUUUAUUUAUUAAUUUUUAUUGUUAGUCAUUUUGCAAACCGAAACACCACAGCCAUAACUAGAGUGAUCUCUUGUUUAGCUGAGAGCUGUGUUUAGUAUUUAAUUUUGGCUCGAGCAAAAAUGAUAAUCAGCACUGAUGUCAAGGGCGUAACAUAAUGACUUGUAUGGAGAGCGGAAAAACAAGUGUCAGGUAGCAUUUUUCUUACAUUUUCUUUACUGUUAUUUAUUUGUAAGUGAUAAUGAAGUUCUCUGCAAGAAGGCAUGCUCAAUGUUUUAUUAUUGCUGUCAACAGGAUUUAACUGCAUUUCCACUGUGGCUUUAGCAUCUUGGUAAGGAUGUGCACUGAAACACAAACUAGAUAGAUACUAUGGAAAAACACAGACAAUUCUAGUGAUGGAUGUUGAGGAUAGCGUAAGAAUAUACAGUUAAGGAUGUCUGAAAGAGAAAUGACAUCUUUUGAUCGUACUUAAAAGGCAGAAAGCCUAUUCACAGUAGAUGUAGCCCGCUAUGUAAUUUGUUGGAUACAGCAGAGGGAGUGAUGUAUCUGAAUUUUCUCUUUUAUUACAUUGACAUUUACCCUUUUUAUAUUAGAGCUUUCAGUUUAUGUAUGGUUUGUGGUUUGAUACUUUUUAAACACAAAACUUCAAAACAGUAGCAUCUUAGUAACACAAGUGGCUGUUGGAAAGCUCCAUGUGAAACUGAGUGAAGAGUAGAACUGUUUAUGUAUGGCUUGGGAUGGGCAAAGAUGUAGAAGAACAUAGUAUUGUGGAUGCACGUUCAAGUUCCAUUGUAAUUACAAACUUACCUAUUCUUUGUGUGAAA